GAUCUCACUCUCGAUGUCCACUGGUUGGGCUCAGGGUCAGAUCAUCAACAUGGCAGAGCUUUACCGGCGAGGGUUUUCCCUGCGGUAAAGCCGUCGAGCACGGGUCAUCAAGCUCAAGCAUCAGGUUUCAGGUCGAGAUCGAUGCGCGGGCAGUAGUACUCUGCGUCUGAAUGGAAUGAGGGUGGAUCUCAACUUUCAAGUUCAUCUUCAACCUGGACCAUCGAAAUACUAUAAAAGCACUUCUAAGACGAGCAAUGUUCUUUGCCCGGCGCCCUCAACCCAGUACUACCUAACGUUUCUCACCUUCAUCACCCUCACGUUCCUUACCUUUUUGGCUUCGCUCGCUGCUGGAUCACCGCGAUGGUCAUUUUUCAUUGGAUUACUCAGUCGCUCGUCUUGGCGGGUUUCUUGCAACUCGCGAUUACGGCCCCGACUCCACUUCGAGGGGAGAAACCGAGGCUACCAGUCGUCAGAGGAAGUCCUGCUACUACCGCAGAGUUCAACCUAACAGCGAGGGCGCCCGCCAAGAGACGUUGCAAUAAGGGCGGGGUCCCUCCAUGUAUUUGCAAUGAUGAUCUAUCUCUUCGCCUCGAAAAUAUCAGACCCAAUUGCCCAAAGCAGUCAUUCAAAUUCGUGAAUGCAGCUGCAACCUCGGAAGACGGUACAUUAGCUUUGUUACCUGACCCGAAUGCAACGGACGAUAAAGAGGUUCAGUGUGAUCAUAUGGUAGAAUUGCAGUUCAUCAGUAAAAAAAUCCAAGCAAACCCCGCCAUAUGCCAACACUUCCUGUCUUCGGCGGGAACGGCGGAUUAUAAGUCUUUCUUCAACGAUAUCAACUCUACCCCACGUCUGGUCUUUUUGGAGAACAGGGUCAAUUUGGUAAAGGGUAUCUUGUUCAAGGGCGCGAGUUUUGGUACUGAAACCACUGUGAAGGACGCUGACGGUGCUAUAAGUUACCUCACGUUGGUGAAGGGCGACGCAAAAGCCUCUGCGACAGCGAUCAAGCAAAAUAUGGACAGCAUUAUGACCAAAACUGGGCAGUCAGGUUUUGACGCAAAUUUCGUGUCGGAGUACAUCGAAGAACUAGACGCUGCCGUUAAGAAGAGCCAAGAAGCUAUUGACGAAGGGAUACUACUACCUGCACAGUCGGAUGGCGGCUUUAUCAAUGAGUCAGAGAGGACGGCAGCGAGAGCGAAGUGCAAUCGUCCCUUGACGCGUUCUUUCUGGAUGGAAGCCCGCGACUUCAUGGUUCGUGCGGCGACGGGGAAGGCACCCGCUACCGACAAAACCCAAUGUCCUCCUCCGCCCACCUCACCGAGUAGUAAGGCCGCGACGAACGGUACUGCCCAGACAACCGCGGCGGCGUCGAAAAUAGUCAAGCCCUCUGCAACUAAAGCUGCGACAAAGGCCUCAGUCACAUCGUCGUCGGUGGCUAAACAGUCUAAGUCGAAAGCCGCAAAAUUACCAACUCAGUCGGUUAAGAAAGCUACGACGUCCUUCAAGUCGAAACAGACACCCACGAAAGCUGUAUUCAAAGCUCCGUCAAAGGUUCCGGCCAAAGUUCCGGCCAAAGUUCCUGCUAAACCAGCCAAAGUUCCCGCUAAACCAGCCAAAGUUCCCGCUAAACCAGCCAAAGUUCCCGCCAAACCAGCCAAACCAGCCAAAGGUCCAGCCAAAAGGCCAGUCGCGCCGCCCAGCGUGUCCAAGAACUGAAGGAACGAUAGAUUAACCGGUAGUACAUGACGUUGUUAAGCC
Molecule: messenger RNA, 1755 nt
Organism: Marasmius oreades (fairy-ring Marasmius)
Lineage: Eukaryota; Fungi; Basidiomycota; Agaricomycetes; Agaricales; Marasmiaceae
Exons: 7
Coding region: 361-1713 (450 amino acids)
Source: RefSeq, a predicted model, not a curated record